Molecule: messenger RNA, 528 nt
Organism: Spinacia oleracea (spinach)
Lineage: Eukaryota; Viridiplantae; Streptophyta; Magnoliopsida; Caryophyllales; Amaranthaceae
Exons: 2
Coding region: 1-528 (175 amino acids)
Molecular function (GO): zinc ion binding; nucleic acid binding
Source: RefSeq, a predicted model, not a curated record
AUGGAAAGGUCUGUAACUCUUAAUCAACAGAAUAAUGAUCUUCUGUUAAAGAACCAUAAUCUUAGACCAACUGGGUCUAUGGCAUUCAAUGAAGCGAAUGCCGUUGAAAGCUCAAACCCACAUGAGGCAAAUGUUGCCCAUAGAGGUGGACGUGGAAGAUUUAACCACCGCGGUAGAGGACGCGGAAACCACCAUGGCCGUGGUCGUGGUCGUGGCAGGGGUUAUCUGGGCCCUAGAAAUAAUAAUCACAAAGGGCAUCAACAAGGAAAUCAAAAGCACACCCCCUCAAAAGAGAAAGACACAUGUUUUAGAUGUGGCAUGACUGGCCAUUGGGGGAAAACAUGCCGUACUGCAAAACAUUUGGUAGAUCUGUACCAAGCCUCCAUAAAAGGCAAAGGAAAAGUUGCUGAGGCAAAUUAUGUAGAUGAGGAAAAUCCCUCAGGGCCAAGCUUUGAUGUAUCUGAUUUCUUCAAUGAUAACCCUGACAGUGUUAAUGAUCUGAUAUUUGGGGAUAAUAGUAACAUAUAA